Messenger RNA from Emiliania huxleyi CCMP1516, 1330 nucleotides. Its product is annotated as Hsp104. Gene Ontology annotation, cellular component: cytoplasm. Gene Ontology annotation, molecular function: ATP hydrolysis activity; ATP binding. The record is from RefSeq and is a predicted model, not a curated record. Gene Ontology annotation, biological process: cellular response to heat. NCBI's taxonomy places the organism in Eukaryota, Haptophyta, Isochrysidales, Noelaerhabdaceae. Bases 20 to 1330 code for a protein of 436 amino acids. The transcript has 5 exons.
CUGCAGACCGCGAGAAGUCAUGCUGCCACGGUCUGUGAGUGCCGCCGCCGCAGCGUGCCGCCGCUCCGUCCGCCUGCACGCCGCGUGCCGCUCCAUCCGGAUCAUGGCGGCCGACCGAGUGCCUGGAGUAAAAUCUGUGAGCGGUGCCCCGGUGUUGCAGCCCGUCUCGGCUCAGGCGGCGGCGGCCGCCGCGAAGAUGGAGGCGGCGGUGCGGGCGCAGCGGCAGCAGCGCGCCCGCGCGCUGGAAGAGGCGCGAGAGGAGGCGCGAGUGGAGGCGAUGCCGCAGCAGCAGUCCGGCGGCCACCUCCGCUCGCUGCGCUCGGCGCUCGACCGGAGGAUCGACGGUCAGUCGGCGGCGAAGGACGUCGUCGGGCGGGCGCUGCGCCGCCGGCUUCUCGGCCUCUCCGACGCGGACCGGCCGCUGCGGCUGCUCUUUGCUGGCCCGUCGGGCGUCGGCAAGACGGAGCUCGGGAUUGCAUGUUGCGAGGCGCUGCUGGGGAGGUGCCUCCCCGACCGCAACUUUCGGAGGUGGAACCUGAGCGAGUUUUCGCACCCGAGCAAGUUCAACCGGCUGACGGGCGGCGACCCGAACUACGUCGGGUACAAGGAGGGCGGCGAGCUGACCAACUUCAUCCGGCAGGCGGAGGAGCGACGCGCGCAGCGCAAGGGCGGCGCCGGGACCGAGCACACCUCGUGCGUCAUUCUCUUCGACGAGGUGGACCGCGCGGCCGACGGGCUGCUCACCUUCUUGAUGAACUUUCUCGACUCGGGCGCAAUCGCGUCUGGGUCUGGCGAGACGGUGGACGCGACAAAGGCCCUCAUCGUCAUGACGACAAACUGCGGCCGCAACGCGAUCAACGCCGCCUGCGAGCGCGAGAUGAUGCGCGGGAUCCGCCGCGAGGUGCUGCGCGAGAUUUGCGACGGGCGGUGGGAGAACUUGGGCCGGCUCGGCUCCGUCGUGCCGUUCACGCCGCUCCGGGGCGAGGGGCGCCGCUCCGUCGUCACGCGGCAGCUGGACGCGGUCUCGGAGCGGCUCCGCGCUUCGUGGGGCGGCGCGGCGCCAUCACUGCGCCUCUCGCCGCGGCUGGUCGACUUUGUGUGCGAGCGGUGGGAGGACGACCUCGGCGGCCGCUCCACGCGCGACUUCAUCGAGGAGACGGUCGUCGAGGCGCUCGCCGAGGCGCUCGACGGCGAGAGGGGCGCGCUGACGGCGCAGCACCAGCUGCUGCUCGACGUCGCGCCCGGCGAGCGAGCGGGUGGCGGAGAGCGGGUCGCCGCACGCGUGUGCGCGGCGCCCGAGGAGCUGAGCGAACCGCAGGUGGCGUCGUGA